CCCCCCAACACACACGCAAACACACAAGAAACAAAUUUGAAGUCGCGGUUUAAAGCACAUAAGUAAAACGAUUCCUCUGCUUGGAGCUGCAAUUCUUGGCGGCGGAGGGAAGCUUUGAUCAAUCCAUCAAUGGCGGAAGCAGCGGCGUCGGCGGCGGUGGUGGAAGAAGAGCUGACACUAACAGUGCGGUGGAGUGGCAAGGAGUACACCGUCCGGGUGUGCGGUGAUGAUUCGGUGGCUGAGUUGAAGCGUCGAAUCUGCGAACUCACCAACGUACUCCCUAAGCGCCAGAAGCUUCUUUACCCUAAACUCGGAAAUAAAAUCUCCGAUGACUCGGUUCUCCUCUCCCAGCUCCCCCUCAAGUCCUCUCUGAAGAUGACCAUGAUUGGCACUGUUGAAGAGGAGAUCAUUGUGGAUCAAGUAGAUUCUCCUGAGGUUAUUGAUGAUUUUGAACUUGGGAAAGAUGAAGUUGUUGAAAUCAAGGACAAGGAGGUCAAUAAGCAAAAAUUGAGGAGGCGUAUUGAUCAAUUUAAGAUUGAACUCCGGAAUCCAUGUCGUAAAGGGAAAAAGCUACUUGUUCUGGAUAUCGAUUAUACUCUUUUUGAUCAUCGGUCCACAGCAGAGAACCCACUUGAACUUAUGCGGCCUUACCUACACGAGUUUCUCACUGCUGUUUAUGCAGAGUAUGAUAUCAUUAUAUGGUCUGCAACCAGAUUGAAGUGGAUUGAAUUGAAGAUGGGACAGCUGGGCGUACUCAACAACCCCAACUACAAAAUCACGGCUCUUCUAGACCAUCUAGCAAUGAUAACAGUUCAAUCAGAUUCUCGUGGGAACUUUGACUGCAAGCCACUUGGCUUGAUUUGGACCCAAUUCCCUGAGUUUUACAGCUCCAAGAACACCAUUAUGUUCGAUGAUCUGCGAAGAAAUUUUGUGAUGAACCCGCAGAAUGGUUUGACAAUCAGGCCAUUCAAGAAAGCUCAUUCAAGCCGAGACAGUGAUCAGGAGCUUGUGAAGCUCACCCAGUACUUGCUUGCCAUAGCAGAACUGGAUGACCUGAGCAGCCUUGAUCAUAAGUACUGGGAGUCCUACAACGAGGACAAUGCCAAGAGGCGCCGCCACACUUGAUUGAUCGCAGUAGCACAUGUGCUUUUUCUUUUACUGGGCAGCAGGUUUUGUACUUAUAACAUGCUGCCUAUGGCCAUAUUCUGUAGCAUGCAUCUUAAUUGCUAAUGUGUAUGUAAUGUGGAUUCAGAAAAUCUUGUUUUUCAGCCUUCCCACUAUACUUUGGGUUGGCAGGCUGACAAACUUGUUUUACAACCUGUAUUUUGCAGAAUUUUUUUUUCACAUGUAAUAAUUUUUUCUUGCUAUUUAUUUCUAAUACAAUGCCUUUGAGAGGAUCAAUUCUCCCA
This is a messenger RNA of Malania oleifera, 1409 nucleotides long. RefSeq names its product ubiquitin-like domain-containing CTD phosphatase. The coding region runs from base 130 to 1125 and encodes 331 amino acids. Gene Ontology annotation, cellular component: nucleus. Lineage: Eukaryota; Viridiplantae; Streptophyta; Magnoliopsida; Santalales; Ximeniaceae. The transcript is spliced from 6 exons. The record is from RefSeq and is a predicted model, not a curated record. Gene Ontology annotation, molecular function: phosphoprotein phosphatase activity; protein binding.